AAAGUGCGAGGUGGGCAUUUGGUUUUGACAGUCAGUACUGUCACACUCAUUUCGAAAGAUGUUGGGUACGGACGACCACAGGGACAAUCGGAAACGUAACAGCACAGGAAUGAAACGUCCUUUUGGCCCGUCGUCUGUGCUGGAGGCUGGGGGAGAUGGGAGUGUGUUAGGAGGAGCGCUGCUGACUGACAUCAAGGCGUGCUGUGACCCCCAGGGGGAGCAGCCAGGGCCGGACGGGAGUGCCCUGCCGUCCUCGGACCACAGCAGGCCCAAGAGGGAGAGGAAACAGCGGAGCUACACGCUGUGUGCCGUGUGCAAUAUCCAGCUCAACUCGCCGGCCCAAGCCCAGAUCCACUACAACGGCAAAUCCCAUCAGAAGAGGCUCAAACAGGCCAGCAGUGGUCAGGUCCAGCUCGGCAACACAGGCACCUCUGCCCAGGGCAACCCCCUCCUGGCCUCCCUGCCUGGCCCCGGACGACCCCUACAGCCCCAGCUCGACCUCAAGCACUUCCUGCCCUUCAGGCUCAAUGGAUCUUCCCCACUCAGCCUCUUCCCCAACUUCAACAAUAUGGACCCUGUUCAGAAGGCGGUUAUCAACCACACGUUUGGAGUCCCUCAGCCACUUAAAAAGAAACAGGUCAUCUCCUGCAACAUCUGUCACCUGCGCUUCAACUCCACGAACCAGGCCGAGGCACAUUACAAGGGGCACAAACACGCCCGGAAGCUGAAAGCCAUGGAGGCCCAGAAGAACCGCCAGCGUCGGCUUGGGGAGGCCUCGUCCGUGGGCCGGGACCGGGAUCGAGACAGAGAACGGGACCGAGAGAGGACUAAGGCGGCGGUGGCUGUUCCAGUCCCCACGGAGACCCUCCCCGCGCUCACAGAGAAAAGCCUGGUGGAGACGGCCCACUUGUUGCCUGCUGAGCUGGAACCAGUGGCAAAGCGGGAACAAAGCCCUGGCCCCAGCAUCUCGGUGAUGCUGACCCCUGUGUCUGAGGUGUCCUCCGUGGAGCUGGCCACUUUGUCUCCCGGUCCUCAGGGAGAGGUGUCACCCUCCUCCCAGGCCUCAGAGAGUGGGGCCUCAGACACUAGUGGCAUCGAGGGGGGCCCAGAGGCCCCUGGAACUGCCCUUGAAUCAGGCAGUCAGCCGGACACCUCCAGUACAGAGGGGUGUGAGGACGACAAGGACCCCAAGGGGAGCAAGCCACACCUCCACUGUCCUGUUUGCAAGGUCACAGUCAACUCUACCUCCCAGCUUGAGGCUCACAACAGUGGUACGAAGCACAAGCUGAUGCUGGAAGGCCAGAGUGUGCAGCCUCGGCGCCGGGGCAAGGUGGUGGCGGGGGCUGGGGGGCGCGCCGUCUGCAAGAGCAAGCGCCUGGGCACCAAGGGCAGCGUGGGAGUGCCCAGCAAGAACUUCCACUGUGAGGUCUGCGAGAUCUACGUCAACUCAGAGACCCAGCUCAGUCAGCACAUGAACAGCAGGAGGCACAGGGACCGUCUGGCAGGAAAGCCCCCCAAACCCAAGUUCAGCCCCCACAACAAGAGCCAGCCCACCUCCAGCUUAUCGAAUGUGCGAUGGGCUGGGUAUGCGGGGGGUGCAGUGUCUGCCAUGAAGAAGAUGUUCAGCCAGUACAACCUCACCUCUUUCUCUACUCAGACCAAACUGGCCUUGCAGAAGCAGCUGACCAAGAGCUUGACGACUGGCUUCUUGCCCAGCCCCCUCGCCCAGCCCACCCUGUGCACCAUGGCAGCCAACCCCCUGGCCCUGCGCCAUCCGGCUGGCACCACCUUCUUUCAGACGCCAUUCCUGAGCCCUACGCUGUUCCGGCCCGCACCCGGGCCCCUUAGGGCCACUCACCCCUCCAUCAUCUUCUCUCCUUAUUAAUGACACAGUACAGCCCCCCCCCAACCCUGUUCCUUUGAGCUCCGCCCCCACCCCCCUUCUACCAACCCCCACUAACUCUCCCUUGUGGUGACCCACAUGACGAGGGCCGUGCUAUUCGUAAACUAUGCAGCCCCCAGGAGCCGGGAUGGAUAUAGCAGAGAGAGAGAGAGAGAACGAGAGAGAACGAGAACGAGAGAGAGCACACCUUGGCCCUCAGGUGACCCCGCUCCGGGGGCCCAACUAGCAACUGCUCCGGUCGUGGAGGACAAACCCCAGAGGCCACGCCUACUCCCUACCACGCCCUCCAUGUUUGCCCCUCCUCCAGUGGUUGGGGGCCCGUGGGACAGGAAACGGCUCCCGGGACACGCCGGUGCAGCCAGGAGGCCCUUUUACAGCCAUUUCGUGGGUCGACUUGGUUUGGAUUCUUGAUAUUAUUGUGUAAUUUAUUAGAGAACAAAAAUAGGAAAAUGUAGAUGUAUCUGUUUAGUGUGGUUGCCACAAAAUAAGGUCCCUUUACUUGAUACUACUCCUGAAGACAGUACGUUGUUCAUUGGUUUUUGUUAUCAUGUGUUGAGGUAGGGCUUGUGACCACCUUCAGCCAUAGUCUCCUACAGGCCUAUGGAUCAAGUGUGGGUGGGAUCUCUAAAACACCUAUUUUUCCAUGGAGGCCCUUCCAGCAAGCCACUCUCUCCUGUUUCUGGGUCUUUGUCAUAGGAACCCAGAGCCCUGAAUGAAUGUGCGGGAUUGAUGAUUAAGCCCUUUCUCUCCUUCUCAUUCGCUUCCUGUCUGUGAGUCACAGCCCAACACGGCCUUUCAUAGUUCAUUUUUUUACCCUGCUUGCCCGGGAUUAAGCACUCAUUAUGGUUUUAAAAAGGUCAGCUUGUCAACUUGAUUUUAUUUCAAGUUGCAGAACUGCCUGAAAAAAGAUCUUUGCUCGGGAACAUAAUUCACAUGGCAGUGCUUGUGGGGUUUGUCUGUGUGUAUUGCUCCCGUUAUGGAACAGGCGGCAGAAAAGAAUUUUUCCAAGACAUAGAUGUCUCAUAUUGUAAUCGGUUAUGGUUCCCUGUACGCCAGUGAAUUAAUAGUGUUUGAUCCCCCUCUAUACUGCCUCAACUGUCCUCCCUGAGCCAUAGUCCUUAAUUUUCUCAUGAGUUAUCUCAGCAGGUCGCUGACGGGUGGCAGUGAAUGACAAUUUCCCUGUGCCAAAAAACAACUAUGGGAUGGAAAUGACUUGAUGGGUUUUCAAAGCGCAAUUAAAGGUUUCUACUGUGAGGACUGAUGUGGGAGUGAUGGUGGCUGGGAGGAACACAUUACCCUGGUGACUGAUUGGCAGUAGAAAGAGGGAGGGAAACAAAGCACAGUGCCAUGGCAACCACAUUAAAAGCACCUUAAACAGAUUUACUCAUGAAAGCAAUCAAAAUAAGAAUUUCUUUGUCGUUGUUGUUAUUGUUAUCAUUCUUGGGGGUAAUAUUUCAAAUACUCACGUCACAUUGAUUUCAAUUUUUUUUUAAUCCCAAACAAUCAAGUUGUAAUUAUUUAAUUAUCCAUGAGUCAGACAGGUCUGAGUUCUGGACCGAGUUACAUUUUUAAAGCAAUACGUUCAAAUAAUGUGUAUGUGUUUUAGUGUGCAUAGUCAGUGGAAGCGAAUAGGCUGUGUGGAGGCCACUUUAGCCGAUUCUGAAGAACGUACCAGUAUCCCAGAGAGACGCUCCAUACUGUAGCGCAUUUGAACAGCCAGUUCCGAGCUGCCGGGGCUGAGUAAUUUGAAGUGAUGGUCUGUUCUUAUGGUAUUCGGCCUGAUGGCCAGUGUCAUGCUCCCGUUGUGACGGUGUAUUGAUUUGGGCUGUGAAUACGAUGGGAUCGAUCGGUCGAUGAACUCUCACCUGUUACAGAGAGCAGGACACAGCCAUGGAUACCACAGACCCACCGGUGGCAUAGAUGCCACCCGGGUACAGUACGAGACAGCGUUCUUGUGAUCCCCCUCUCUUAAACGCACGGACCCGCCCUGAAACUAACACACAGGAGGUCUCACCAGAUCAGACCCAACACGCGGUGAGAUUUUCAGACUUAUCCAACCGUGCCAACGUUACUGGUUAUAUUACCCACACCCAAACCUUUCUACUUAAGCUACAGCAGAAUUGGGAAAUCCUAUGCAGUUUGGUUGUUCUCUUCCAUUCAGUCGGUGCAAUAAUGUCUGUGUGUAAUGCAGCAGCGCCACCUGCAGGGAAGACUGUUACUGCCCUUCCAGAUCAAACCCACCCCUGUCUGUCUGUCUGUCAUCUCAAACCUCUUGGAUUCUGAACACGUUUCUGUUUGAGGCCUUUGUCUUUGGGAAUAUGAAGCCAAGCCACCACGUCUCUUUGCCAUACCAGUGUGAUUCUCCCCAGUCACAGUGAGUUACUCAGUGAACCAACCAGCCUAUUGAUCACCAGUGUUUGUCUUCAUGUCUGUCGGUCUGUCUAUAACAUUACAUCGGAAAUCUGAGAUAUUACAGACGUUUAAGGACAUUUUUAUUAAAUACAUUUAAAAAGAAGUCUAGAAGGCAAAAUAUCUAUGUAGAGAAUAUAGAGUAAAUAUAGAGAUUUUAUUAAAGUGGCUAUUGUUAUAUUUAUCUUGAUGAAACGCCAUCUUAGUGUAGGGUAGACUUGAAAGAUGUAGGCUGUGUACAGCGGAUGGACAAAUGCUGUAAAGGAAAAGGAGAAUGACUUUGCUUGUGUUUUCUUGUUUGUUUUAUUUACAUGGUUUUACUGUACUUGUUUUGUUUUUUUAACCUGCAAAAGAGACAAAUGUUGAAACGAGAAAUGGUUGAGUGAUUUUUUUCGAAUUGAAGUAAUAUUGAGUCGUAGAGAUGAAUCAAUGGACAACACAACAGAUAUUGAAGAAAAUGGAUACAGAACAUGAAAGUAAAUGCUUGUUGGUCUGUCAGAGCUCACAGUCAUGAAUGCCAUGUUGUCCAUCUCAUCUGAGCCUCUCAAACUUCAGGGACGGUCUAGGGACCCAUGGAGAGUAGACCAGCCCAGACACAAAGCUUAGUCCUGGGUACAACGAGAGAUGAGUAGCCUGGUCAGGAAUGGCAUGACCGUGAAUAAAACAAAGCAUGAUGAUUAUAUUCUCUUCUAGACCUGAGCCAUAUGGAUCAAAAACCAUCUCACAAUAAUCUGAAUUUCAAGCAAUAUUUACACAUUGAACUACUUCUCUAGGGCCCAUGACGUUAUUUUAUGUUUGUCUUGGUUUUGUUACUUCACCCAUUUGACCUCCUAUUAGUUUGAUUGUUGUACCCAUUAAUUGACCUAUUACUAAUCAGUGAUAUUAACAAACACACUUUAUUUUGAGUUUUCUAGUAUAGUUGGUUACUUACUGUAGUGAUACAAUAUCAGGAAAAUGCCUACAAAAUGCCUGCAACACGAUAUCAGCAAAAUGCCUGCAACACAAUAUCAGCAAAAUGCCUGCAACACAAGGUCAGUUUGCUCAGGUGUCAAUCAUCUUCCUUCUUCUCAUCCCAGCUCUAUUUCCUCACAUGUUCACAGUUGCAGAGGGAUGAAAUGUCAGAUAUCGAUCAGUCAACCACUGACAUUGAUUUCAACAACAGAAAAGGUGUGGGAAGUAAUCAUAGGCUACAAACUUACAAGGCAUCCAUGUUUAUAGUGUGUAUGUAUGUGUGUGUGUGUGCCUUCCCCCUUAUCUAUAUUAGCAUACAUAUUCAUAUCACUGAUGCCAAAACACAGCUAUCAUUUGCCUCUAUUGUUGAAGGCAAACACAUCCAUGAGAAUGACAAGGCCCCAUCAGAGCACUCCUGCCUUGGUGACACGGACACCCACGACACGCUCAGGGCCGACAGACUAGAUGAUACUCUGGUUCAUCUGCACAGUAUUCACUCUGGAAGGCUUCCAGGUGCUGGAGACAAUUAGGUUCUGAACAGUGUAACGGAACAAUACUGAAGUCCAGUAGACCAAUGCAGCUCUGGUCAUUGCUUUCCACAACAGUCCCUCUCUCGGUGUCCAGAGUGGGUUCCAUCCUUGUUCUCGUGUGCUCGUCAGAUCUGAAGCCAGUUAGCGGGUCUCAGCGAUAAUAAUGUGAGACAUCAAAUGAGCGUAUGUCUUGAGACUGUUUCGGGAAUAUAAGGACUUACAACCAACCUUUCAUAAUAGCGUGCAUUUUACCAGCUUUUCAUUUAUUCACUUUGCGUCAAUGUCCGUGUUCAUUUGAAGGUGAACUCAUUGUCCCGUACAAAUUACAUUGUUGGACAAGGCUGCAUACCGACAGGUCCUUGCUCUAGCUUUAUCCAUGUGGAAACCUCAAGUCACACCUCUCCUGGUGUUAAAACAAAGAAGUGAUUCAUAGCCAUGUAUCUGAAGCCAGUGUCAGUAAAGAAGGACACUGGAACCUGGGCAGAUAUUCACCCAGCCGCUAUACAGUACAAAACACUAGUAUGGAUCUACACCUGCAUGCUUUGGAGUGACGCCUGUUUGUGUUGCCGUAUUGGUCAGUCAGUCUGUUUGUAACUUGUCCCUCUGUCUCUGUAUCGGGCCCACAAGGAUACAGGGUCAACACACCAUGUCCAACUGUACAGUAUAUAUUGAUAUCUGUGACCGUGUGUUUUCAAUUUCUAGCCGAUGAGACGUUAACAUGUACAAUAAUGAUUAAGAUUAUCCAUGAGGGAACAUGGCCAGUAUUUCUUAAGAUGCCUUUGUCAUUACAUUCAAUGUGCAUUUGAUUACCAUGAUCUUUAUGAUGUACCAUAAAAAUUGUAAGGUGGAAAGAAAAUAAGAUAUUUUAAUAAGAUAUUGAGUCUUUGGUUCAACUGUUUGUUCUUCUGUCUGUAUAGAUAAUGCCAGGUUGGAUCCGAGUGGCAGAGAAGUGCAUGGGAGAUUGGGAAAUAGACUGAGGGAGAAGUUGCGGAAUGAAAUAAAUCAAUUAGAUCGCCCACUU
Molecule: messenger RNA, 6814 nt
Organism: Esox lucius (northern pike)
Lineage: Eukaryota; Metazoa; Chordata; Actinopteri; Esociformes; Esocidae
Gene: znf385c
Product: zinc finger protein 385C
Exons: 10
Coding region: 59-1885 (608 amino acids)
Cellular component (GO): nucleus
Molecular function (GO): nucleic acid binding; zinc ion binding
Source: RefSeq, a predicted model, not a curated record